UCUUCAGAACCAGUGACAGCAGCAGAAGAGUGACCGACAGAGGCUCGGCAGACAGUCUAUCCACAAAUGGGCCAUUGUAACAACUGACACCUCUACUUCAGGCCAUCCGCACCUUCAGCCGCACCAGGUGCCAACAACAGCAUCCGCAUCUUCAAGGUUUCCAUUUUCCAUCUUUAAGCGGUUUUCCACCUAAGGUCGGAGAAAAUGGCAGCAAUCCCAUCAAGUGGUUCCCUCAUCGCCACCCACGAUUACUACAGAAGGCGUCUUGGGUCCGCCUCCAGCAGCAGCUCUUGUGGCAGCGCUGAGUACACAGGAGAGGUUAUUCCACACCACCCAGGCCUUCCAAGGCAAGACUCUGGCCACUGGUGGACUUCAUUUUUCUUUGCUAAGUCAAACCAGCCUGGCAUGCAGAACGGAUCUGAAAAGAACGGAUCCUACACAGUGACCAAUGGUCAGGUGACCUGCAUUGCUAGAGAAAUGGUUUUGAAGAGACAAGCCAGUGAGAGCAGUGAGAGUGGAAAAUUUGAACCAUCGAGCCCUCCACCAACGGCCUCCUAGACUCCAUUCCCUGCACCACCCCCCUACCCCCCACCCCACCCUCAGUUCAUGGUCCGUCACGUAGUCCAACACUGGAGAUGAUGACGGUGGUGAUGAGGCUGUUUUUUACCCUUAGGAAAUAGUUUGCUUUUCAAUUAUGAAUAUGUAUAGUAUGUUUUUUUUUUUUAUUAUGACCAAAGUUGAAAAAAAAACUCUAUGUAAAAAGUUUUUUCAUUGUUACCUUUUACCACUUUAAAACUGAAUAAAAUGUUGAAAAUCAGAA
Sphaeramia orbicularis (orbiculate cardinalfish) is the source of this 820-nucleotide messenger RNA. RefSeq names its product pancreatic progenitor cell differentiation and proliferation factor a (gene ppdpfa). The record is from RefSeq and is a predicted model, not a curated record. The transcript is spliced from 5 exons. Lineage: Eukaryota; Metazoa; Chordata; Actinopteri; Kurtiformes; Apogonidae. Gene Ontology annotation, biological process: cell differentiation; multicellular organism development. The coding region runs from base 205 to 558 and encodes 117 amino acids.